AUUGUGCUCUGUUCCUGCAUGUCCUGCUGCCCUGAACUGUCCUGAGCUAGGUGACAGCGUAUCACGCUGCCACCAUGAACGAGGUGUCUGUCAUCAAAGAAGGCUGGCUCCACAAGCGUGGUGAAUACAUCAAGACGUGGAGGCCCCGGUACUUCCUGAUGAAGAGUGAUGGUUCCUUCAUUGGCUAUAAGGAGCGGCCUGAGGCCCCUGACCAGACGCUGCCCCCUUUAAACAACUUCUCCGUUGCGGAAUGCCAGCUGAUGAAGACCGAGAGACCGCGGCCCAACACAUUCGUCAUACGCUGCUUGCAGUGGACCACAGUCAUCGAGAGGACCUUCCACGUAGACUCUCCCGAUGAGAGGGAAGAGUGGAUGCGGGCCAUCCAGAUGGUCGCCAAUAGCCUCAAGCAGCGGGGCCCAGGUGAGGACCCCAUGGAAUACAAGUGUGGCUCCCCUAGUGAUUCUUCUGCGGCUGAAGAGAUGGAAGUGGCCGUUAGCAAGGCACGGGCCAAGGUGACCAUGAAUGACUUUGACUAUCUCAAGCUCCUCGGCAAGGGCACCUUCGGCAAAGUCAUCCUGGUGCGGGAGAAGGCCACCGGCCGCUACUACGCCAUGAAGAUCCUACGGAAGGAGGUGAUCAUCGCCAAGGACGAAGUCGCCCACACAGUCACCGAGAGCCGGGUCCUCCAGAACACCAGGCACCCCUUCCUCACUGCGCUGAAGUACGCCUUCCAGACCCACGACCGCCUGUGCUUCGUGAUGGAGUACGCCAACGGUGGGGAGCUGUUCUUCCACCUGUCCCGGGAGCGCGUCUUCACGGAGGAGCGGGCCCGCUUUUAUGGUGCAGAGAUCGUCUCGGCCCUGGAGUACCUGCACUCGAGGGAUGUGGUGUACCGCGACAUCAAGCUGGAAAACCUCAUGCUGGACAAAGACGGCCACAUCAAGAUCACUGACUUUGGCCUGUGCAAAGAGGGCAUCAGUGAUGGGGCCACCAUGAAGACCUUCUGCGGGACCCCCGAGUAUCUGGCACCCGAGGUCCUGGAGGACAACGACUACGGCCGGGCUGUGGACUGGUGGGGGCUGGGCGUGGUCAUGUACGAGAUGAUGUGCGGCCGCCUGCCCUUCUACAACCAGGACCACGAGCGCCUCUUCGAGCUCAUCCUCAUGGAGGAGAUCCGCUUCCCGCGCACGCUCAGCCCCGAGGCCAAGUCCCUGCUGGCUGGGCUGCUUAAGAAGGACCCCAAGCAGAGGCUCGGCGGGGGGCCCAGCGAUGCCAAGGAGGUCAUGGAGCACAGGUUCUUCCUCAGCAUCAACUGGCAGGAUGUGGUACAGAAGAAGCUCCCACCACCCUUCAAACCUCAGGUCACAUCCGAGGUCGACACCAGGUACUUCGAUGAUGAGUUCACUGCCCAGUCCAUCACAAUCACACCCCCGGACCGCUAUGACAGCCUGGGCUCUCUGGACCUGGACCAGCGGACUCACUUCCCCCAGUUCUCCUACUCGGCCAGCAUCCGCGAGUGAGCAGUGCCGCCCGCCUGCCCGCCGCCGCCGCUGCUGCUGCCACCACCCCCACCACCACCACCACGGACAUGCACGGCUGCUGUUGCCGCUGGGGCAGGGGGGGUUUGUCUUCUUGUUUUAUUGGUCUUUUUUGUUUGCCUCUCCGUCCCUCACCCCUUACCCCCAUUUCUAGUUUUCAGCCCUCUGCCAGACUCCUCUCAGUGGACCCAGUGGCCCUGCCUCCAGGAUCCUGUCCUGCCCUCACUUUUGCGCCCAGAUCAGGACUGGGGAGACUGCCGCUGCCCCAGGACCUGGCCUUUGGGCAGUUGGGAAGAAUUUGGAUUUUGGUCAACACAAGCCCCAGUGAGGAGCGAAAGCCGGGGG
Messenger RNA from Myotis davidii, 1883 nucleotides. It is a transcript of the gene AKT2, whose product is annotated as v-akt murine thymoma viral oncogene homolog 2. The record is from RefSeq and is a predicted model, not a curated record. The coding region runs from base 75 to 1520 and encodes 481 amino acids. Gene Ontology annotation, molecular function: ATP binding; protein serine/threonine kinase activity. Gene Ontology annotation, biological process: protein phosphorylation. The transcript is spliced from 13 exons. Lineage: Eukaryota; Metazoa; Chordata; Mammalia; Chiroptera; Vespertilionidae.